Amoebophrya sp. A25 is the source of this 4141-nucleotide messenger RNA. The record is from the annotation of a GenBank genome assembly. Lineage: Eukaryota; Dinophyceae; Syndiniales; Amoebophryaceae.
UGAUCGCUCAUGCUGAUUUUGUGACAACGAACUUAGUAGUUCGUAGUCGGUGUCCUCUACCUUACAAAAACAUUUAAGAAUUUCCCUGAAGAUCGAUUUGGUUGUUUAUUUUUGACCUCGUUUCUAAUUUCUAACCUAACAAGAUCUACUACUAACUUGUACUUCUGUAGUUGUACAUCUUCUAGUCUAGAAACGCAAAGAUGUUGGAGUUCCUUAAUGUGCGGAGGUCCGGUACUAUGCUAGAGCUAGUGUGGGCCGUGGGGCUGCUAGUCUGCACUAGUGUCGUUGCCAGCAGUCCUGGAGGAUUGGGUGGUAAGGAUGUUGCUCAUGGUUCCGUAGUCGCGCAGGGACCAGCUGCGUCGGGCACUGCCGCAAAUGAGGAAACGCCACUCAACUUGCCAAGCACUCAUGUGCAGGAGACGAUCACAAUGAAAUUCGGCGGUUCCAGUCUAGCAACAGGAAAGAACCUGCUGCAGUUAUGACUACUUGUACAUCGGAAAAUUGGAAUUUUCUAUUCACCCUAUAUAUCUAUAAUCUAGUACCUUCAUCCCAGCAAGAACGGGUUGUAUAUCACUCACUCACUGCUCAAAGUGAAUUAGUACAACAAGGAGAAGGGUGAGGUCGUCACUACAUUACGGUGCACCAUCGACAGUUUAGACCCUGUCAGGUCAUGAACGCAUGGAGAGUUUACACUAGAGUUUAAACGACAAGACGAAGAAAGUAGACGGUUUGUGAAGAUGUUUUGUCUAAUGCUUGUGGCAAGGAUCAUUCAUGGCACACAGAGCCUGAAUACAGUGAAGCAGGUCUUGGUAAUCUGCUCUGCGAUGGGGAAGACAACGGAUGCGCUGAAAAAUAUGUUGAAGCUUGCGGCUAGAAAUCAUGAUGAUCUUCUACAUCAGGGAACUAAUCAGCCAUCCGAAUCACCUGCUCAAGCAGAAGUUCUGACAUCGACAGUUGAAGGAAGUAGUCGUAGUAUCGAAGGGGGAGUGAGGACUUCUUCUCCUGCAUUUCUGGCUUCCGAAAGGACCACGGGUCAGGAGGACGCCAAGGCAAGAGAAAAUCAAGACAAGAGUGCAGUCAAAAAUGCGCUUCAUGACGGUGCCAAACUCUCGCUUGCUUCUUCUACGCCGCCACCGCCUUACUUGGCGACUUUCGAGAAAAGCAUAGUACAGUAUCACAAGGAUAUCUUCUAUGCUGUGGAAGCGAGCGCGCUUGAAUGUGUAACGCCUUCCGUUUCCUGCGAAAAGGGGAACAAAGAGUCAGCAUCGAAGAAGAAGGAACAAGCUUGCGAAGAGUUGAUCAAGCAAAGUUUUUCUACCGUGUGGAGUGAGCAGAUUCAGGGCCCGCUGAUUGACGCUUUGAGGCGUGACUUAGAUACAGUUUAUGAACUGUCGUUUUCCCCCUCGGUAGACCGCGUGGAGUUGGCCAACCGCUACUCUGAUACCAUCGUGUCCUACGGUGAACGCAUCAGUGUGCGGAUUGUAGCGCAAGCACUGAAACAAGUGGAGAAGUUGGUCGGAUCAAUGUAUUUCGAUGCCUGGGACUUGGGGCUGCAGACGACAGCAGGUAGCGGCCAGCUUGAUAGCGUGCUCUCGUCGGCAGAAGUGGACACCGACCUUGUCUACCCGAAGAUGGCUGCGCGCAUAGAGGCGAAUCGACUGCAAAUUUAGGACUCUCUUCUUGCUAAUCGAUAUUGAAAGGUUUUGAAGUGUUGCUGAAUUACAAUGGCGCUAAGUCAACUAAGAACGGCACGAAAACGGCCACUAUUGUCGCCUCCUCGUCCUAGAAGUGCUCCGCUUAGCCGCUUUUGCUACUUGCUUCCUCUUGGUUUUUCUGUCUUUUGGUUUCGUUUCAUGUGAUUCCCCGCGCCCCUCCAGAGUCCACCGCGCCAGCCUGCAAAUGUGUGCUGGGGGAUUCUGGAGGGGCGCGGGGAUUUGGAGGGUGCCCGAGGUUCUUGGCUCGCAACUGGGUGAGGGUUUUCCAGAAGGGGGCGCAGUAGGCGGCGAGUGUUCUGCGGAUUCGUAUCAUGCCCGGAAAGGUUGAACUUUGUCCGGAUUUUUGCAGUCCUUCGCAGAAUUUGCCCCAGUAUGGGCGUCCUCUUUUCUCUUCUUUUCAGCGGACGACGAUACUGCAUGAAAAGACCGAUUGCGUUCCACUUCUAACACGUGGCUUUUUCGACUCCGGGCGCGGCCUUCUUGCCUGUAGUCACUGGUUAUAUAGCCAAGGACGCUGAGGGCAAAAUAACGACUCUGGGUAGAGACGGAUCCGAUUUCUCUGCUGCGCUCUUUGGCGCCGCUGUUGGUGCGAAUCGCGUUCAGAUUUUCAAGGACGUUCCCGGGAUCCAGAGCACCGACCCGCGACUGCUGGGUGCGAACGGCAGCGAAAGGGUGAGAACCAUCCCGCGUCUCUCCUACGAACAGGCAGCUGAGCUUGCGAUCUUCGGUGCGACAGUUGUGCAUCCGGAAGCGAUGGGGCCAUUGCGCGCGAAGCGCAUUCCGCUCGAAGUUCGGAACACAGCGGACCCCUUUGGUUCAACCUUCUCGACGAUUUCCGAAGAGCUACCGUACGGUGCUGCGAUCAAUACUCCUGGCUCACCAUUUUCUUAUGCUUUGUAGUUGAACAUCUUCCUCACAACGUGAGCGAGGCGAGUAAGCAUUACUGUAUUUGAGAAACUGUUCACCUAAGGUCAACAUGGAUGGAGCAAAGAUGUAAUACAGAGCUCUUCACUUUUUUGGUCCUUUUUUAUCAACAUCGAUCUUUUCAAUUUCCACGUACAACUUCCGUCGUUUUUUCAGGAGCUAGCAACAAGAUGCGCUUACCUCUAAGAGCAAUCCAGUUCUCCUGCCAGCCGCAAACCCCUGCCUGGACCUCCUGUGCUGGCGAUUACGAAGAACGACCGAGCUAAACUUAUUCAAAUUUCUUCGGCUGCGAUGGUACAAACAAGUGGUUUUCUUGCUGACGUUUUUGCGGUGUUCAAGGAAAUGGGGAUCUCAAUUGACGUUGUGGGAACAUCGACUAGUUCCAUUUCGUUAACGACAGAUGGCAUGGACGAUUAAGGCAUCUUCAAUUUUUGUAGAAACAACGAGUUGUUUGGCAGUCAUUGAAGUAGACUGAAAUACCAACUUUUAUUGUUCUAAUAGGCGAACACAGAGGCGUUGCUUCCACAACUUCGACAAAAGUUGAUUGCUGCGGUGGGAGGGCUGGCGAAUGGACGUGGCCUGGAUCUGCAAGUAAAUGUCGCGGCAACCGUGGGCACUUUGACUUUGAUCAUUGGCUCACCGUUGACGGCUGACUCUGUCAUGUGGAAGGUUCAGCGAUUGCUCGACGAGGAAGUCAAUUAUGUCCAUACAGACUUCAGCAUAGGUUUGAAGAAUUUAGUGAUAGUGUUUGUGAUAACAAUGAAGAGACCUCUCAACAAGACACUACGUACACAGACCUUCCGUCGAUGUAAUUGUUAGUUGACGAAAGACAAUGGCAUGCAUAAGUUUUUGUUUAACAGAGAAUAAGGUCGUCACUAUCUCUAGUGGAAGAAAAUGACAUCCUUGAGAAAUAGUGCCUAGACCAUUUGAUGGCAAGAAGUCUUCUAACUUCCAGUCCCCCUGCAAGUGGUGACGAAAGCGAACCCCUACCAGAUAACCUUCGUGCUGGAAAGCGAUAAGCAAAAGAUGAACGAAGCAGUCGACCGGGUCCAUCUGCGUUUCGUUGAGGAGUACGAUGGAGAUGCGCGUCACUAAAAUAUAUAUGUAACGAUCGAAGACGACACUGCUGAUCUAGAAGGCGAAUGUCGGGUAGCUACUGUAUAAUUACGAGAGGUAAAGCUCUACUAUCUAAUGAUACUGAAGUAGAGGUCAACAAACUCAAACAUAUAGGGAAAGUGACGUCAACAUAGUCGUAUGCUAGGUGCAUUAAUUAUCCAUAAAGACGAUGUUCAGCGUCGUCAAUAGUUUCUCAACAUUUUUCGUGCAAGCUACGGACCAUGCAUUGUUGUCGUGUCUUCGAUUCACAUCCAUGCUGUAAGUGUAAGAAAUCAUGUUGAAAAAAAUAUGCAAGAAAUAUGGUUCCGAAACUGUAUUUACAGGACGAAAAGUUUUUGUAAGCCUUUUCAAGAACACUACUGACGUCUGGUCGCACAUUCAAGAAU